AUGCCGACACCCGAGUCUGAACUCUUUCUCGCAAAGAAGCCCAAGGUCGCUCCCUCCUUCGAGGGCGUCGACUACGAAGACAACGUAGCUCUCAAGGCCGCACAGGAUGCCAUUAUCAGGGAGCAGUGGGUCAAGAGCAUGAUGGCGCGGUUAGUGAGGGAUGAGAUGGGCAAGUGCUACCGGAGGGAGGGUGUAAACCACUUGGAGAAGUGUGGACAUUUGCGAGAGCGCUACUUCGAGCUGCUGAAGGAUGCCAAGGUCAAGGGAUACCUCUUCGCACAGCAGAACUACAUCGACGACCCGUACAAGAAGCAGUAGACGAGUUCAGACGCAACGGCCUGUCGAGGUGCGUGUAUCAGCCUAUUCGCGUGAGCCACGGAGCGGACAAGAUACAAGGUCCAGCACUAUGCGGAUGAUACAAUAUCUGGCGUUCACACGAAUUUCAUGUAGGAAGUCUCCACAAUGGACAUCUGGUUUCUUCUACACUGGCACAUUUGUACAUAUACCAGCCAAGGGAAGGGAGAGAAGCGGGCAGGUGCCCUAUCAUACAUCAUCAAUUGCAUGAGUACUACAC
Molecule: messenger RNA, 574 nt
Organism: Parastagonospora nodorum SN15
Lineage: Eukaryota; Fungi; Ascomycota; Dothideomycetes; Pleosporales; Phaeosphaeriaceae
Exons: 2
Coding region: 1-318 (105 amino acids)
Source: RefSeq, a predicted model, not a curated record